This is a messenger RNA of Fusarium oxysporum Fo47, 580 nucleotides long. RefSeq names its product camp-regulated phosphoprotein/endosulfine conserved region-domain-containing protein. Bases 80 to 541 code for a protein of 153 amino acids. Lineage: Eukaryota; Fungi; Ascomycota; Sordariomycetes; Hypocreales; Nectriaceae. The record is from RefSeq and is a predicted model, not a curated record. Gene Ontology annotation, molecular function: protein phosphatase inhibitor activity. The transcript is spliced from 2 exons. Gene Ontology annotation, cellular component: cytoplasm.
ACACAUUUGUCCUUCGACCCGAUCCUCACCCCUUCACUUGUGAUCUCGACCUUAGCGUAUCAGCAGUACUUCUUUCGCCAUGAACCCUCAUCAGAAGAACAAGGUCGACGUCAAGUCACUCACUCCUGAGGAGCAGCGUCUUUUCCGCCUCUACGGCAAGCUGCCCUCUCGAUCCGACCACUUCGCCAAGCAUCUCAAGGACCGCAAAUACUUCGACUCAGGCGACUAUGCCAUGUCCAAGGCCGGCAAGGGCGACGGCGUUGAUGCUGGUGCCGUCGGCUCUCAGCACCCAGUCCCCGAGAACAUACCCCACCUCUCGUCCCCGGUGAACGGCUCCGGAGCCAACGUACCCAAGCACGCCCAUCACGGCUCCGUGCCCGGCAUCCAGGCUGGCAGCCCUAUCAAGGAGAGCAGCUUCCUCAAGAGCGAGACAAGCGCUGACGAGACCGAGGGUAAUGAUGCCGACAAGUCCAAGGAUGCAGAUGCUGCUAUACCUGAGCCUGUUGCCGCUGGCGGCGAGGGCAUUCCAAUCCGACGAUAGAGCGUUGAAUGAAAAUGGUAAAAGAAAAGUGCAACUGAG